AUGGCAGACAGCCAACAAACCAUAUCACUCCCAUCCAUAGUUCUCCUCACAGCCGUCAGCUUUUUCGCAGUCCGAUAUUUCUUCUUUCCCUCAAGCCCAAACUCCUCUACCGGCUCCCGCUCUCAGCGCUCAAGACAAGCGGAUCCUAAUGAUGUGGAACGAAUAGCAACUAUGUUUCCACAAGUGUCGAGGCGGGAUAUAAUGUGGGACCUACAAAGAAAUGGAGGGACCGUGGCAGCGACAACGGAGAGGAUACUGUCAGUCGGCGCACUGGAUACGGUAGGAACGCUAGAUUUGGAGCACGUUAUAUAUUUACUGACUUCUCUGUCACCUCAGCCGCCUCAAAGCUUCCAGCCCGUCAUUCCAAACGCAAGCUCUUCAAGCUCAGGAUCGUCCUCGCAGACUAAGCCUGAAUACAUGGAUCUCAUAAAACGUUACAACCUCUCGGACAAAGUAUCCACAGCGCCAUCACCGGUAGGUGACUCUGCUUCUUCGAAACAACAGACUUGGAGCCAAGACAAGAAAGAGCGACAAUCGAUGUUUCAGAAGCGAAGGGAGGAUAUGAUCCUUGCUGCGCGGAGGAAGAUGGAGGAGAAAGAGCGCAAUGAUGCUACAUGA
Messenger RNA from Bacidia gigantensis, 618 nucleotides. RefSeq lists its product as uncharacterized. The record is from RefSeq and is a predicted model, not a curated record. NCBI's taxonomy places the organism in Eukaryota, Fungi, Ascomycota, Lecanoromycetes, Lecanorales, Ramalinaceae. The transcript has a single exon. The coding region runs from base 1 to 618 and encodes 205 amino acids. Gene Ontology annotation, molecular function: ubiquitin binding.